Messenger RNA from Elgaria multicarinata webbii, 1131 nucleotides. It is a transcript of the gene TMEM74B, whose product is annotated as transmembrane protein 74B. NCBI's taxonomy places the organism in Eukaryota, Metazoa, Chordata, Lepidosauria, Squamata, Anguidae. The coding region runs from base 334 to 1035 and encodes 233 amino acids. The record is from RefSeq and is a predicted model, not a curated record. The transcript has 2 exons.
GCUACUAGGACCAGCUACAUGUCUCCAGCCGGGCAGGAUGCGCCCCGAGGCCGCCAGGCAGGCAGGCGGGCCGGGCAAGGACAGGUCUGAUGGGCACGGGAACAGUCUGAAAACUGGAGACGCCUCGGUGGAGGAACAGAAGCACCUCUUGAAGAACUGGGUUCAUCGCAGGGAUGCCUCUCGCCAAUGAACAGGGAGGCUUGCGAGGUGUGGUAGGUCAGGCCAGGAUCCAGGGGAUGAAGGCCAGGGUGUGCAGUUCGAUUCCGGUCUUGUUUGUUGUUCUGUCCCAGCAGAUGAAGUGCUGACAGGGAUGACCCAGGGGACUGCACCCCAAUGGCGUCCUCGCAGCCCCUGGAACUGACAGUCUUGGGGAAUGGCACAGGGCCUAGCUGGAGAGCCCCACAAGGGGGAUCUUCAGCACCAUGGACAGCCCCCAGCUCCGGAAUCGAGAACGUCUCUUACCAAGGUGGGGAGGAAGAGGAAGAAGAGGAGGCAGAAACCUCCUUCCGGAGCGCUCAAGGCACAAGAAGCAGCCCCAGGGAGCACACAGCGCCCUCUAGGGGAGACCUUUCCCCAAGGUCAGAGGACGCCCCUCUGUCGGACGCAACUGGAAACUCUGCGGACUACGGCUUCAUUUUGGCCUUAGUGUUCUUGGUCAGUGGCAUUUUGCUAGUGAUUGUGGCCUACAGCAUCCCCCGGGAGGCCCGGGUCAACCCCGACACAGUGUCUGCCAGGGAGAUGGAAAGGCUGGAGAUGUAUUACGCCCGCCUGGGUUCCCAUUUGGACAAGUGCAUCAUUGCAGGCUUGGGCCUGUUGACUUUAGGGGGGAUGCUGCUCUCCGUUCUCCUGAUGGUGUCCAUCUACAAAGGAGAGCUCUACAGGAGAAGAACAUUCCCGGCUUCCAGAGCUCCCCGGAAGACUUAUGGAUCUAUAAACCUAAGGAUGAGGCAGCUGAAUGGAGAAGGGGGUCAAACCUUGGUUGAGAACGAGGUCAUUCAGAUGACAGAAGCUACAGCCAGCAGCCAGAGCUGCUGAUAUUCCUUCGUAGGUGCAAAAUUCACUUGAAAGGACAGGGGUUAAGGAAGGCUUUUUUCCGGGGGUUGAAAAAAACAUUCGUAUUUAAGGAUCACU